Aureobasidium subglaciale EXF-2481 is the source of this 1591-nucleotide messenger RNA. RefSeq lists its product as uncharacterized. The transcript is spliced from 2 exons. NCBI's taxonomy places the organism in Eukaryota, Fungi, Ascomycota, Dothideomycetes, Dothideales, Saccotheciaceae. The record is from RefSeq and is a predicted model, not a curated record. The coding region runs from base 289 to 1257 and encodes 322 amino acids.
AGCUACGUCGAACGCGGCUGCGAGCAACAGCAAGUGUAGGAUGACUUGGUGAGGAGUAAGUUGAGGAGAUGACAAAAUAAACAGGUGGUGAAAGUAGCCACCUCACUCCCACCUCCCUGUUUCGAGCUACAGCGAUAAGCCUUAUCUGUUCCCGCGACUCCCUCCUACACUUGGAACAACCAAAACAACAGGGCUUCUGCAUCGAUCUCCAGCAAACGUCUUCCAGCUGUCAGGCUGCAUUCUCAGCACCCCACGACCUCUGAAUCUUGCAUCCACGCAGCACGUAAAAUGUCGAGCUCUCAGGAGAUUAUAAUCCCGCGGCCAGGCGACACAAACACGAAACCUCAGGCGCCGAUCCCAGGAUCCACAGAGGAAGAGUUUACAUCAACAUUCGGCUCUCUACUCCCUCCCGCUCAGUACCUGGAGGCUGCGAAUGGAAAAGUGGCAUAUUAUACCUAUUCCCCCGCUCAACCCUCAUCUCCAACCUCCCGCAUCCUCUUCCUCCACGGCGUCCAAACCCCCUCUCUCGGUCUCCAACCCCUAGCAGAAUCCCUCCACUCCAUCUUCCCAACUACAGAAUUUGUCCUCCUCGAUCUGUACGGCCAUGGUCUAUCCUCUACUCCUUUGAUCCCCCACACACCAUCACUUUUCCACGGUUUAAUCGACGACCUUUUGACACAUUUAUCCUGGCCCCACUGUCAUGUCCUAGGCUACUCCUUUGGCGCCGCAACAGCAAUUUCUUAUAUAUCAUCCUCUCCCACCCGCUGUGCAAAAGUGAAAAGUUUGACAUUAAUCGCACCAGCCGGUCUUUGGAAACCUCAGCCCUUUUUCCCCCAGAAAUUCGAGAGUGGGGAUUACGCAGAAUCUCGCGAUUAUAUUCUAAAUCUACUUGAAGGUGGUGCUCUCAUCGUCCCCUCUGACUGGAGUACCCGAGUACAAAAGGGGGAAAUCGUCGCCGAAAAGAUCAGAGAAUGGCAAAUGCAUCACCAUCCAGGUCACACGGCUUCUGUAAUCGCUAUUGUGAGGGAUGGAGGUGUCAUGGGACAAGAAGAUGCUUUUAUCUUCGCUGUAAACAGCAAAGUUCCUAUAUCAGCGGUAUUGGGAGAAAGCGAUGAUGUAGUGUUGGAAGCUGAUUUGAGGGCUGUUGGGGUGGGGAACGUGGUUAUUGUAAAGGGGGCAGGACAUGCUGUUGUGAGGGAAAAUGUUGGGGAGGUUUGUGCUGCGGUGAGGGGUUUUUGGGGGGAUUUGGGGGUGUAAGAAGAAGGGGGAGGGGUGCUGUGUGGAUGGGCCAAUCAGGAGUCAUGUCCACAAAAGGUCUUGUACCUGUCUAUUCACUGCAUACAACAAAAGCGCUCCUUAGUAUAACUCACUUGUGUAUACACCUUUAGCAGCAAACAACUUUAUCAAUAUGACAGAAUAAACCAAAAAGAAGUGCGAAUUUAUACAUAAGCUACGAUAAUCCUUCCCGCCCAACAUUCGCUAUGCAAGAAAAAGGAAAAAGAAGCCACAGAGUCUAGAGCAAGAAAGCAGCAGCACCAAACAAUGCAGCAAGACCGCCCUGUACACCAGCUCUACCAGCAGCACCAGUAUA